UCUUUGCAACACACGAGAAGUGAUCUACUUUUGCUCUACCAUUUUUGUGUUUAAAUUGAAAAUUUGAAAUUCAUCUUCUAAAUUCACUUAUUUUUAAUUUGUACCAAAGAUAUAUUUUUUAGAAGUGAAAUGAAUCAAGAGAAUAGUAAUUCUGAUAAAAUUACAAUAAAAAUAAGGCAUUCGGAUGAGUAUUAUCAUGAGAUUACAAUUGAUUGGUCAAAUGAAAGUUUUGAUUACAGGAAACAAUUGUUCCAUCAGCUAUCUGCAUACACAGGCAUACCGAUUAAACAACAAAUGUCUUUAUUUGUGCGCAAUGAACAACCUCGUUUGGGUGUCGAACUGGUAAAUACCGAAUGCGCUGAUUGGAAUACACGAUUGGUUACCAAAGAGCAUGCAAUGAGUGUUUUUCAAGAUGGCGAUUGUUUUCUUCUUGAAACAUUAAUGUAUAAAAAUGGUGCUCCUAAUAUAAGUUGUGUGUAUCGAUUGGUCCAUCGUGAUGUAGCUACUGAAUUUGGAUGUAACCUAGACUAUUGCCAUUAUUUGUGUAGACGAUCUUUUUCUAGAAGAAUUUCAGAGAUCAUAAAAGCAUACCAAUCGCAGCACAUUCUGGAUCCAAUGGCUCAUGGACAAACAGAAGAGGAAAGGCAACGCAGCAAAGAGGCUGUGUAUGAUGAUCAUUACAGGGAGAUAAUGAGCAUUGUACACGCUCAUCCUGCCCCAUAUAACUGUAUAAUAAGGGAUCUUGCCUUUUCUAUUUCAAAACAAGACGUUGAAGUAAAGUUCCAAAUUUAUAUUGCUUCUCGACGGGAUCCUAAUAAGUACGAAGCGUUAAAGUGGUUGGAAUAUAAUAAGUAUUAAUACUUGUAGUCGUUAUCGUAGUUAACUUAAAUUUCGUUGUAUUUUUCAUUUUGUCUCAAAAUUGAUUGCUUUACCGUGAACAAAUCCAAUCUUAUUCAAUGGAAGAAAUGAACAAUAAAUCGAUAAGAUCAUAAAAUGAUAUUUAAUCAUAUGAAAAUUUCAUUUUCUUAGAAAUACUUGUUAUUUUUAUUUUAUUUUUAUACAAGUUUCAAUCAUUUGCUUUGUAGAUGGUGAUAACUUUGCAAUCAUUUGACACAUUUAUUUAUAUAAAUAAUUUUCUUUCUCUCGUUCGAUUUUUGCUCUAAAA
This is a messenger RNA of Tetranychus urticae (two-spotted spider mite), 1165 nucleotides long. RefSeq lists its product as uncharacterized. The record is from RefSeq and is a predicted model, not a curated record. NCBI's taxonomy places the organism in Eukaryota, Metazoa, Arthropoda, Arachnida, Trombidiformes, Tetranychidae.